AUGCAAACGGAAGCACAUAGUCCCGCAGCACGCCUACUUGUGCAGGCAGUGCAGGCAGCGCCGGAAACAGCACCAGCGGUAACCAACGGUAGCCGGUGGUUGCCAGGCACCCUUAGCAACGGGCAUCGCGAUGCACGUGACAGUGCAGCAGGUGCGAAGAAGCUUCUCGAACAUUUGGCGGCAGAAAAAAGCGACAGAAAACCAAAAAGUAUUGGAAAGCGUGGAGGGGCGGAAAAGAGAGAGCAGGCCGAUGAAGGAUCAGUAGAAAUGGUCAAAGAUCAGAAGCUUUAUCGGUUUCUGGAGAUUGCACCGGACGCGGACGAAAACGCGAUCCGGAAGGCAUACCGGAAACUGGCGCUCAAGUAUCAUCCGGACAAGAAUCCGGCGGGGGCGGAACGGUUUAAAGAAAUUAGCCUUGCCUAUGAGGUUUUAAGUGACCCGAAGCGGCGACAGCUGUACGACCAGUAUGGGCUGACGGAGGGCCAGCCGCAGCCGGAUAUGGGGUUUUCCGGGGGGCCGGGGGGGUUUCACGGGUUUUCGACGCGAAUGGGCAAUGGGCAGUCGUUUUUCUUCUCAACCGGUGGGCCGGACGGGGGCUCCCGGUUCAAUCCGUCGUCGGCCCAUGACGUCUUUGCGUCGUUCAUGAAGAACUUUGGAGGCAGCUUUGGCGCCAGUGAUGCAGACGACUUCAGCAUGGGAGACAUGUCUGGGGGGUUCGGGCGGUUCUUUAAUAUGGGCGGAAGCACAGGCAUGCAUGGGGCCCAUGGGGCCCGUAUGGGCGAGAGCAGCAUGAAACGCGACAACGCGGAGCGGGAAAUCGUUACCAAACCGCUCCAAUUGACUCUAGAGGAAUUGUUUAAAGGCACUACCAAACGCAUGAAAAUUAAGCGCAAAGUUUACACCAGUGGAACAAUGCGCCAAGAAGAGCGCAUUUUAGAAGUUCAAGUCAAACCCGGCUGGAAACCCGGUACUAAAAUCAAAUUCGCUAGAGAAGGCGAUGAAAAACCCAAUGGCACUGUACAGGACGUGCAUUUUAUCGUUGAAGAAAAACCCCAUCCCCUCUUUAAAAGAACGGGUGAUAAUCUCACCACCGAAUUGGAACUCACUUUACUCGAAGCAUUAACCGGAUUUUCCAAAACCAUUGCCACAAUCGAUGGCAAACACUUAAAAAUUACAAGUAUUAAUCCAGUGCAGCCGGGCCAUGAGAUAUCGUAUCCUGGUCACGGCAUGCCUUAUUCGAAAGAUCCUUCUGUACGUGGAGACUUGAUCGUUAUUUGCAAAGUCAUCUUCCCGUCAACCAUUUCUCCUGAAAAAAAAACAGCACUUAAACAAAUUUUUACGUAAAAUCAGCAUGAUAGUAGAUAAAGCAACCCGGGUUUUCAUUAAUUUCUCAUUAAUAGAUAUAUGG
Molecule: messenger RNA, 1408 nt
Organism: Pneumocystis jirovecii RU7
Lineage: Eukaryota; Fungi; Ascomycota; Pneumocystomycetes; Pneumocystales; Pneumocystaceae
Exons: 4
Coding region: 1-1344 (447 amino acids)
Biological process (GO): translational initiation; intracellular signal transduction
Cellular component (GO): cytosol
Molecular function (GO): protein-folding chaperone binding
Source: RefSeq, a predicted model, not a curated record